AUGCCAGUUAUGAAGUGGCUUCGCCGCAAGAAGGAAUCGUCCAUACACAUUAUUGCCCCAAGAGAAGCAUCUGCAGAAGGUCACAUAUGCUGGAAGUGCACGAAAUGCAAUGUCAUCUUCCUGCAGAAGAAUAUUGCCCGGUUGCAUCUCCGUGUCAGACACGCUAGUACUUUCAAGCUCUUCGCUUCUCGUGCCGAGGAGAUUGAACGUUCCAUUGAACCCUUUCCCCGUGCCGCGACACACGGCGUGUAUGAGGUAUAUUCAGCUCAUCCUACACCUUUCAGACCUCUCACGUGCAUGCUUCGGAAGUACACAUCCAGUGUUAUGGCGAGAAGGGCAUACGGCCUCGGCAGACUGAAAGAUAAUGUUGCCAGCACGAGCUACCGAGUCCUCGAAGCCCUCACCAAUGACGGCAAUAGUCCGCCUCAGUCUCUGUCUCCCACUGUCGAGCACCUUCUCCUUGCCGCACAGCAUCGCCGUUCCGUGUUACACCUCGCCUCCACUCUCGGCAGGGCUGAUCCUGAGUUUAUGGCUGCACUGACUCGCGACGAGGAGCACAUCAUGGGGCUCCUAGAGUCGAUGUCAGACAAUGACAAAGGCGAAGUCAUACGCCUCCGCGGUCCCAUUGCAGCCGACCUGCUCAACCUUCUCGAUCUGCCAUCUGAAGAAUAUAUGCCAACUUGGAUGUUGCAUCCCUCGCCGCCGGCCGCCUCGGAUAUCUUUCCAUUCAAAGCAAACCUGUCGGAACAUGGAGCGGAAUUAGAGCGUUCGCUGCGGCAUAUAUUUGCGAAGUAUCUCGCCAGCUCCCGCACAGGUUAUUGCUAUCGGACGUACGCUUAAGAGAUCGAGAUCGCCGACCUGUAGACGGCGGUUCGUACGGGGAGAUCUACAAGGGCGACACGGAGGAAAGGCCGUAGCG
Molecule: messenger RNA, 919 nt
Organism: Phanerochaete carnosa HHB-10118-sp
Lineage: Eukaryota; Fungi; Basidiomycota; Agaricomycetes; Polyporales; Phanerochaetaceae
Exons: 6
Coding region: 1-840 (279 amino acids)
Source: RefSeq, a predicted model, not a curated record